This is a messenger RNA of Laccaria bicolor S238N-H82, 894 nucleotides long. RefSeq lists its product as uncharacterized. The coding region runs from base 1 to 894 and encodes 297 amino acids. The transcript is spliced from 3 exons. The record is from RefSeq and is a predicted model, not a curated record. Lineage: Eukaryota; Fungi; Basidiomycota; Agaricomycetes; Agaricales; Hydnangiaceae.
AUGAUGCUCCUCCGUCUUCCGUCAAACAUGCACAUGCCCGUGACCAUAUCCCAAGUCGACCUGACCCUCUCCACACUCCCCUCAGCAUCUUCGACUCUCUUGUCGUUGCUCGCCUCCCUCGUCUUGCUCGCCUUCAUCCGCGCUGCUUUUCUGUUCAUGCGCUCCCAACCGUCGCCCUUAAAGCCAGGUCCUGGACCGCAAGAAGAUCAAAAAUUGCGUUCUCGACCUCAAUCGUCAUUUGGGUGGGGCCUCAUCACAUGGGAUAGUCUGCCAGCGCCGCCGCUGUCUCUUGCCGCUGCAAGCGCCUUAAUAAUAGGGAACGGUGUAGGAAUGGGUGUGGGUGUCGCAACUGGUAAAUCAUCUUGGCAGCACCAAAAUCGUGUGCCUGGGCCGACGUUUGAGCACCCCACGCCGGGGCUGUAUCAAACGGAUGUCCCUGUAUCGAUGGCUAAGAUGAUCAUGUCCAGACAUACCGGCGACACCCCAGAUCCAGGUAUCGCGCCGCCCGCCAUCGAUGGUCUAGAUUCUAGAGCCCCACCAACCAUCGAUUUUGUUUUUUUUAUUCUUUCGAUGUUUCUUAUUUUGGCAUGGUUCUGCACGGACAUGUUUUUGGGUUCUGCAUGGACAUGUUUUUAUCAUUAUUGCCCCUCGGUGUCGUACUACCCGCACCAUCCACGCCCUCCCCGCGCUACCCCCCCUUACCUCUCUUGGAAAGAAGCAAAGAACCGCGUUGCUCAAUCAAAUCAAACAAACGUCUACAUCUCUCACCAAUCAAACCACGAAAAGCUCAUCCCGCAUGCUCACGCCGCAAUGAUAUGCACGAUUCAUGAAUCAUGUUAUAUGACCACUGUGGACCCCCCACGUCCCGCCCAUGCUGCUCAACCCCGCCCAUGA